GCUCAUGUGGAAGUGUGCCACUCUGUUUGGAACAUGCGCGUGCAGGAUUUUUUUUACGUUAAAACAGACGCUGGAUCUCCGGUGGCGCGUGGGGAUGAUUAAAGCCGGCAAACUAUAAUUAAAAACACUAUAACACAAUAAGGAUGUACCUUUAGCUUUGCGUUGAUUUAGCAGCAUACAGUUCUACAACUUUUGUCUUUUAUGAUUUUUUUCAUGUCCAGUACAAUUUUAAAACCAUUUUCCGGAUUUUUUGUGCAAUCUAAAGAAAGCUAAGUGACGCACACUUCACUGUCGACGAGGAAAGCAACUAACUGGGCCUUUUGAGGAAUAUUAAAGUUUACGUUCAUCAUACAGUUUGGAUGGACAACGGUUUGGAUUUCUCUGCUAUUAGACUUCGCACCCGACUAGUCUUGGCAUUCGAGAUGAGUUACUUCACAUCACUAUUACAUAUCGUGGCUGCGGUCCUGAGCCUUUUACCUGCACAGAGUUCUCCCUUGGUAAGCGUAAACAGCACAGCUAAAGUCAUGCUGUUUCAGGAGGUGUGGGGGAAAAGCUUCUGCCGCACUAUAGAGAAGCUAGUGGAAGUAGUUCAGGAGUACCCUGGGGAGGUGGAGCACAUUUUCAGCCCCGCCUGCGUGCCAUUGGUCCGUUGCGCUGGUUGCUGUGGAGAUGAGAACUUGGAGUGUCACCCUACGCUUACCUCCAACACAUCCAUGCAAUUAUUAAAGAUUAAGCCAGCAGAGCAGGGCCAAGAAUACGUGGACAUGACCUUUGUGGAGCACAAAGCCUGUGAAUGUAGACUAAGAAAGCCUACAACAAAACAUGACAGAUGGAAACCAAGAAAUAGAGGGAGAAAAAGGAAGGAGAAACAGAGAGUGAAAGAUUGUGACAGGUGUCAGCCUCCUCGCAGGUAAACGUUGUCUCACCGUGAUCUCAGCCAAUCACGUGCAUCCGUCCCCUACUGUGCGACCCUCAUCAUCAUUAUCUUUCACUAAUGGAUACUGCCAGUGCUCUGCCCCCCAAGAUCCCAGAAGCAGAGUUGUUAUGGUGAUGGGGCUUCCCUCCAGCACAUGGGGGAGCUUUUAAUGAUCUAUACAGGAAGCUCCUGUUGUGCAGAGGCAUCUUGACAAUAGCUUUUCACAGGACCACACCUAAAAUGACUGACAUAAACACAAAGGACCUAUAUUAUUAUUAUUAUUAUUAUUAUAUAAUAAUGUUUGUAGUAGUUGAAAUAGUAGCUGUAAUAGUAGUUAUAGUAUUGGUUUACACCGUUUCCAAGUUUUCCUUAUUAUUUAUUUAGAGUAAUGUAAAUAUAUUUCCAUUACAUUUAUUUUUAAAACAAUCAGUCCAAAUAUAAAUACAAACCAAAACUACCAAAGAUUGGUAAUUUAACAUGCCAUUUAUAAUAAUUUGAGUACUUUGUCACAUUGGCAUAAUGCUAUGAAUAUAAUAUAAACAGGUGAGCAUAAACAAGUUCUGGGUAAGCUUUUCUUACAGUAUUUUAUUAUGUGAAAUGAAUAAAAUGGAGAUACUGACAUCUAGUGGUAAUACUACAUAAUUUUCACACAAGCUUUUGUACAAAUAAUACUGAUGCAAGCCAUGUAAACUUGAAAAAAAAACUUUUGAGGUGUAACUGCGAAUGGACAAAAGCCUUUUCUCUUAAAGGGCCAGUCAACCUGAACAAGACAGACAUUCAUCAUCAUCUAAGGAAAUGUUGAUGUUUUGUAUUAUUACUUUGUCAAUAGUAACUGAAUUUCCCACAGUGCGGACUCGGGUCUGUGUCCGCCAGAAAGUGCCAGAAAUAAACAAACAUUAUUUAUGCUGCUGGCUACCAAAUGCACCAGUUUUCCAAAAAACUGGCUUUGUGUUUUAUAAAAAAGUAUAAAAAGUGGUCUGCUGGUCAAAACGUUGUAAUAUUCUAUGUAUGAAUAUUAUAUAAUAAGUAUCUUCCUUAAUAAAGUUUUUAUUGUUUUUUGCUAUUAACAAAUAUUUUGUAAAACAUUGUUGUAUUUGUGUGUAUGAGUGUGUGUGAGCAUGUUUUU
Messenger RNA from Triplophysa rosa, 2042 nucleotides. RefSeq names its product placental growth factor b (gene pgfb). Gene Ontology annotation, molecular function: growth factor activity; chemoattractant activity; vascular endothelial growth factor receptor binding. Gene Ontology annotation, cellular component: membrane. The transcript is spliced from 7 exons. Bases 360 to 914 code for a protein of 184 amino acids. Gene Ontology annotation, biological process: positive regulation of protein phosphorylation; positive regulation of mast cell chemotaxis; positive regulation of endothelial cell proliferation. The record is from RefSeq and is a predicted model, not a curated record. Lineage: Eukaryota; Metazoa; Chordata; Actinopteri; Cypriniformes; Nemacheilidae.